GGUCACCCACAUAGUAUCUGCCCGGCAAAAGUCGGAAUUUCGUGUUAUAUCUGUGGCGUCUUGUUUUUGAAUUGUUGUGAAAUAUUGCGCGUAGAAUAAUGUCCAUUAUAGAAAAAUUAUCGAUCCAGGGUAUUCGUAGUUUCGGCUCAAAUUCGGAAGAUGUUCAGACAAUAACUUUUUCUUCACCGGUGACAUUGAUAUUGGGAGAGAAUGGUUGCGGUAAAACCACUGUGAUUGAGUGCCUCAAAUAUGGGCUCACUGGGGAGGUGCCGCCUGGCAGUGACCGCGGUCGAAGCUUUGUACACGAUCCGAAAAUAUUUAAUCAAGCAGGCACGUUGGGGCAAGUUAAAUUGGAAGUUAGCAACCUACAAGGAAAACGCAUAUCCGUUUGUCGUUCUAUGAAGAUAUCAAACAAGCGGGGCAAGUAUUCAUUUGAAACGCUGGAUGCGACUAUGAACUAUAUAGACAGUAAGAGCGAUGGCAAGGGCUCUACGAACUCCAUUAGUAAGCGUUGUGUGGAUGUCGAUGUGGCUAUGUGUCAGUUUAUGGGAGUGUCGAAGGCUAUUAUUAACAAUGUGUUAUUCUGUCACCAAGAGGAUUCAAGUUGGCCGUUGGACGAAUCUAAAAAGUUGAAGGAGAAGUUCGAUGCUAUUUUCGGUAUAACGGAAUUUAAUAAAACCAUUGAGAGGAUCAUAAAAAUGCGUAAAGAGGAGGCUGACAAUUUAAAAGUGAAAGAGGCGGACUUACGCCUUCUUGCACACUUGAAACAAGAAAUGGAUGAUAAGUCACUGACUUUAAAAAAGGCACAAGAGAAGUGUGCAGCCAUAGAGCAGGAGUGUGAGCGCUGUGAGGAGGAAAUGAAGCCAAUUGAUGCGCGUUUGCUGGAAAUUCGCAACGUUGAGUAUGAAGUGGGGAAGUAUCAGGCGCAAAAAGUAGAGAUAGAAACUGAGCAAAAGAAUUGCCAGGAACAGAUAUUGGCUUUGAACAGCAAUAUAAAAGUGCCAUUUGAAGGUAGUCGAGAGGAACUAGAGCAGGAAAUUUCUGAUUUCGGUCAGAAAAUGCUUGAGAAAAAGCGGCGGCGCAAUGUUCUAGAUAAAAAAUUGAACGAUUCAAAAAUAGAAGAAAAAACACUACAAAAGCGUUUCACUGAUUUGGAUAAAAGACGCAUAUUGCUAAUGCAGCAGCGUCAAAAGGAACAAGAAUGCGUUUCGAAACGCGCCGAACAAUUGAAAACACUUUGCCAACAUUUAGAAAUUACGCUUACCGAAGAUCUAGAAUUUCAGCCUGAGUGUGUGGCAGGUGUGUUGGAGAAAGUUGAGCACUCAUUGAUGGAUAAAGAGCGUAUUAUAGGCGAUAGUGUUGCGCAAACGGAUGAAGACGAUCGUGGCAGGCAAGCAGAAAUAGAUGGCCAACGCGUUGAGCUUACUAAAGUGGAAGAGGGAAUCGUAGCGCAUGAAAAGCAAAAAAAGGUCAAUGAAAAGGAAUUGGAAACUAUCACGAAAGAGAUUGCUGAAAUAGAGACUUCUGCGCGGCGCAUCAAAAUUCUAUCGAAAAACAUAGAUAGUCUGAUUAAACUGAUGGACGAAAUGAACGGUAAAUGCAAUCAAGAGUCGAUGAGAGCUGAUAUAGCUGAAAAUAAAGCGAGAAUUGUAAAGUUGCAAGAACAAUUUCGUGAAUUAGACGCACGACUAACCAAGUUGAAUAUGAUGUCCAAAUUAAUUGCCGAAAUCACGUUGAAACAAAAAGAGUUGGAGAAGAAAGAACAGGAUGCACGCCGUGUAAAAGGCAAGCAUGCAGAUAACUUUAAGAAACUCUUUAGCCGCACCGUCGAGUCUAACUACAAGCGAGCUAUGCAAAUAUGCAGCGAGAAAUUGCGCGACUCUAUCAAGGAACUUAGUGGAAAGUCAAACAAAUUGCAGUUGGAACAACAGUCGUUUGAGAUAAAGCGUAAAAAUUUAAAAGCUGAACUCCUUAAACUGGAAAAGGAACUCGAAGAAGCAAAAGAGAAGGUUUACGAGGCAUGUCAUGCAGCAUCAUAUGAGGAUACGUUGGGCAAAAGUAAAGCCGCCAUGGCAAAAUAUCAGUUGGAACACGGGGCGUUACUGUCAGCGGAGGCUAUGUACAAAAGAUAUAUAGAAAAAGUUACAGAAGAGCCUUGUUGUCCGUUGUGCCAUAAGGACAUGACCAGCACUGAGGCCACUGAUAUCACAAUGGAGCUAUCUGAUGAGAUCAAUCGCCUGCCGGAGAACAUAAAACGCACUGAAAAGCUAUUAAAAGCAGAGCAAAAGAAGUAUGAAAAUCUGUUGCACAUUAAAUCGGUAGUAGAGACGGUGGCUAAAUUGGAAUUAGACAUCCCAAAGAAGAAGAAAGAACUCGCCAGCAUUGAAGAGAAGCUAGCCAAGUGCGUGGAAGACACUGAAUCACUCCAAAUGCUCUUAGCUGAACCGACUACAUCAUUGGAGUUGGCUGACUCCAUGAUGGGUGAUGUAUCACUGCUGGAUGAGGCCAUGAAAGAGGUUACGCGUCUGAAAAAUGAUAUUGCGCAAUUAAAUGCAAAGCUACCUCCUGAUUUUGAGUCUGACGCUAACUUAGACGAUCUACAAAUGGUAAAGUCUGGUAUAUCUGAGGAGCUUGAUGCAGAGCGUCAUACUUUGGAGGAGAAGCAAGCGAAUCUUGAAAAGAUUGUGAGUGCACUUAACAAGAUGCAAGAACAAAAAAAUUCCUAUCAAGAUGAACGUAUAAAACUCCAGGAAGGACAGCAAUCGUUGGCGCAGCUACAAGAACGCCAGACAGAAUUGAAAAAUUUAAUCGAAAGCGGAACUACGGAAAUUAAACAAUUAAAAACUAAAUUGCCUGCGUUGAAGCAAAAGCUAAAUGCUCUAAUUGCUGAGAAGAAUCGCAUUCUGGAGACGUCGCGUAAGCGUGUGGCCAAAAUGCAAACCGAGUUAAAUUCCUACAAGAAAAUCGACCACGAUAUACAGCGACUAAAUGACGAAGUGAUUGAAUUUCAAUUGUUAAAUCUGGCAACCGAAAUCGCCGAUAUGAAAGAGUCAAUUAAAACAUGCAAAGCGGAGGUCGAAGCAAAGGCAGAAGAAAUUGCCAAAACAUCAAAUGAGCUUGAGGUGAUCAAAACAGAAUGCCUGCAGCAGGAGACUCUGGAACGCGAUCUGAGAGAUAAUCGUGAAAUGAAAAUACUGCAGGAGAAAAAGGCCGGCAUUGAUGUUCGAGUUGAAGCAUUGGCCAAACAACUGGGGAAAAUGGAUUUCCCCAAACUGUCGCAGGAAAAGAAUUCUCUGAUUAAAAAACGCGAAAAGGGUACUGUACGUAAGGGUGAAUUACUCGGCAAAAUUGGCGAAGUUAAGAAUCAAAUCAAGAAAUUAGAAAGCGAGAUAAAUGAACCGAAAUUCAAGGAUUCGCUCGAAAAUUAUCGUCGCGCUUUCUACGAAGUGGACACUUCACGACAAUUGAUAAAGGAUCUUGGCGAGAGUAGGGUAAGCUUGGAAUGGUCUCUGAUGAAAUUUCAUGCGGAGAAAAUGGAACGUAUUAAUCGUCUCAUACGUGAGUAUUGGCGUUUAAUUUAUCGCGGCAACGACAUUGACUACAUACAAAUACAAACCGAUGAAGUUGAUUUGAACGCGAAUGCCGAUCGUCGGCGCAAUUAUAAUUAUCGUGUGGUGCAGUCGAAAAAUAGUUCGGAGAUUGAAAUGCGCGGCCGUUGUAGUGCCGGUCAACGUGUGUUGGCCUCGUUAAUUAUACGCAUGGCGUUGGCCGAGACAUUCAGCAGCAAUUGUGGUGUGCUGGCUUUGGAUGAGCCGACCACCAAUUUGGAUCGUAAUAAUAUUUUGUCGUUGUGUGAGGCAUUGAAUCGCAUCGUAGACGAAAGGCGCAUGCAAUCCAAUUUUAUGUUGAUCAUAAUUACGCAUGACGACGAUUUCAUCUCCACCUUGGGAAAGAUAAACACCUAUCAUAGAGUGUUUCGGAAUGAUGAAUGCAAAUCGGUUAUACGUAAAGUAAAGGUGUCUUAAGUUCAAUUUACCAAAUACAUAUAAAUUAAGAUAAGUAUUUACUAAAAGAAAAGUUACCCAAUAUUUUUUUUAUUCAAACAUUGUAACUGGUGAUAUGCAUUUUUAUACUCACACUUAUAUUUAUGCAAAGCCUUUCACUCGUAACAAAGAAACAAGCAAAUUUAAUCCUAUUUACUAAAUUAUUAUCAUCAUCAUAAAUUCCUAGAGAUCCAGUGUGGAACAUAGGGCCACAACGAAUUUCUUCCAUUCGAGUUUGUUUUGCGCCAAUCGCUUAACUUCAUAUUUUUCAAUGGGUCGCAAUUGUGGACGGUUUGGUGGAUUGUCGUCCUUUUGAACAAUAUUUGCCCCAUUAUUUUCAUACCAGUUCAUAGCAAGGCGGCUAUAAUUUUACACGAUGCUAAAUCGGGCCAGAACAGAACUGAGUCUGUAUGCUGUUUAUGAAUAGCAGCAAACGUUUUUCCAAACACUUCUUCAUAUAAAUUUCUUGAUUUAUGGGGGCCGUGGGGGCUUUUCAUACCUCACACUAGCGAAUUGCUUGUCAAACUAAAUUUUUUUUUUGGGAACUUGUCCCACAUUUUUAGCAUAAAGACACCUGGGUCUCCUUCCAGACUGGAAUUUUUAUGCUGUUAGAACAACAACAACAACCCUAAAUGUUGUGUGAGUGCUGUUGGAGUAACAGUCCUUGGCCGGAUAUACAUAAAUCCGGGCUGUUCUGGUAACAUUGGGACCAAAAAAAAUUUACUCAGGUGGAGCUAAAUGUGGCGAAUAAGUCAAGUAGUGAUUUCAGUAAAGCGCGUAUUUGAGAAAUUUUCAGAAUAGUCGUUUUUUUUGUAAUUGAUUUGUGACAUUUUCUCGUACACUUAGUUUUAUAUCUGCGUACCAGAUUGCAUUGCGCUGGUCGGUUGGUCAUUGUUGGUCGAGGGAAAUCAUUCCCUCGUUUUGGUUUUUCGAAAUGUAUGAGUAAUUUUCUUUUGUACUUGAGGAGUAGGGGCUUGUUCGAGACACGUAAUGAAUGCGAUAUUUAUUUUGCAUAGAUAUGUGAAGACGAAUACGUAAACAAACUUAGUGGAGUUUUCUAUAAAUAUAUUCCUGGUUAAUUUCCAUAUUUACGGUAAUUUACUAUAGAAACUGACAAAGAAAAGAUUGAAGAAGCAAUCGUGCAUGCAAAAUUUAAAUGAGGCCGAUUUAAAAGAUUUUGCGCCCCACAAAAACGAGCUUUUGGUAGUUAGAAGCUUUACUUUUGCCAACGUUGCCAGAAUUUCAUAUCGAACGCGGUACUAUUGUAUGAAAAAUCGUAAAACAUAGCGGUUGUGAUUGCAACUCGAACAAAUC
This is a messenger RNA of Anastrepha ludens (Mexican fruit fly), 5357 nucleotides long. RefSeq names its product DNA repair protein RAD50 (gene rad50). Gene Ontology annotation, molecular function: single-stranded telomeric DNA binding; double-stranded telomeric DNA binding; G-quadruplex DNA binding. Lineage: Eukaryota; Metazoa; Arthropoda; Insecta; Diptera; Tephritidae. The record is from RefSeq and is a predicted model, not a curated record. Gene Ontology annotation, biological process: telomere maintenance via telomerase; double-strand break repair; telomere maintenance via recombination. Bases 99 to 4025 code for a protein of 1308 amino acids. The transcript has 12 exons. Gene Ontology annotation, cellular component: condensed nuclear chromosome; Mre11 complex; nucleus.